AUGAAAGCAUUGUUUUUGGUCAAAUUUCCUCUGUUUAACUUGACAGACCAAUUGUUCACCAUUUUCAAGUCUUUUUUUGGAAGCAUAGAUCUUCAUUUAUUUCUUUAGUUCUGGCUUUUUCCUUCUGCAAAUGCGUUUCUCUUUUCAAUUCACUGCCCAACCACCCAAAUGGAAGCCCUCUAAUUCAGGCAAAAUGGACAAUUCGAUGGGAACCCUUUCCAAUUGCAACCUUGAGAUGCAUGAUAUCUCAGUUACUAUACCAAAUCCAUGAUUUUAGCCCCUCCAUCCAGAAAAUGUCAUUUCCAGAAGCCAAAGCUGAUAUUUUCCACAAUAUUUUAAGCCAGCCCCGACUCAGAUACUGUUUUUUUUGGCUUCCCCUGGUAAUGCAAAAGAUUAAUUUUUUACAAUGGUUAUGGAGUGUUUUUUUUUUUUCAGGAUAACUGAUAUAUUCAACAGAACAACGUAGGCGACUUACUAUAGCAGUGGAGCUGGUUGCCAAUCCCUCCAUCAUAUUCAUGGAUGAACCUACGACUGGAUUGGAUGUAAGAGCAGCAGCCAUUGUCAUGCGAGCAGUAAAGAACAUGGCUGAUACAGGAAGGACGGUUGUUUGCACCAUCCAUCAACCAAGUAUUGAUAAAUUUGAAGCAUUUAAUGAGCUGAUUCUCCUUAAACCUGGUGGGCACAUAAUCUACUCUGGACCAUUGGGAUAUCAUUCAAGUACAGUUGUAGAAUAUUUCGAGAGUAUCCAUGGUGUGCCAAAAAUUGCAAAUAAUUAUAAUCCAGCAACAUGGAUGCUCGAGGUCACUUCAUAAGCUGAACUUGGUGUUGAUUUUGCCAAAAUAUAUAUCGCAUCUGUGUUAUACCAGAAAAACAUGGAGCUUAUAAGGCAGUUGAGCAAUCCGCCUCCUGGUUCAAGUGAUCUGCAAUUUUCAACCCGCUUGUCACAAAAUUGGUGCGGACAAUUCAAAUCUUGCCUAUGGAAACAACACUUGUCCUACUGGAGAAGUCCUUCAUUCAACUUGGUGCGCAUCAUUUAUACACUCGUCGUAUCUUUGAUAUUUGGUUCGCUAUUUUGGGGACAAGGAAGGAAAAUCAAAAUUUGUUUGACAUAUUUGGUUCAAUGUACGCUGCUGUUCUCUUCUUGGGAAUAAUUAACUGCAUGCUAAUCAUACCAUAUGUAGCAAUAGAGCGAACUGUUUCAUAUCGGGAACGAUUUGCUGGGACGUACCCUUUUUGGGCUUAUUCACUUGCACAGGAGGCAAUUGAGAUUCCUUUUUCAUUAAUCCGAGCUGUUGCCUUUGUGCUCCUUACAUAUCCCAUGAUUGGAUAUUCUGUAUCAGCAUACAAGGUUUUUUGGUGCUUCUAUGCCAUUUUCUCUUCAUUUUUGUACUACAAUUAUCUGGGAAUGCUGCUUGUGGCGUUGACCCGAAAUUACGUAGUGGCGCAAACUCUAUCCUCAACCUUCUACGCCUUUUUCAAUCUAUUCUCGGGGUAUCUGAUUCCACAACCGCAAAUUCCGAAAUGGUGGAUCUGGCUGUAUUAUCUGUUUCCUACAUCUUGGACGCUUAAUGGUUUACUGACUUCCCAAUAUGGAGAUAUAGAGAAAGACAUUACAGUAUUUGGAGAAAUCAAAAACAGUUACUGCUUUCUUAAAAGAUGACUAUGGCUUCCAUCAUGAUCGUUUAGCUAUUACUGCUGUCGCACUCAUCACCUUCCCAGUAGCUUAUGCUUUUCCUUUUGCAAUUUGCAUAGGAAAGUUGAACUUCCAAAGGAGAUAAAAUCUCUCCAUGCAUAUCGUCACUGCAUACAAGUUGCUAUAAAUUUUCAAGAACAAAGCUUUAUUGAACAACUUGCUUCAACCACACAAGUUGGAUUUACAUGUGUUGAUGCAGGUACACAACAGAACAUAAAUGUUGUUCCAAGUAUAUUUUUUUUCAAGCCUUGAAUGGCCUAGAUUAGAUUGUAUGCAAUGCAUGGUUGUUAUAUAUAUUUACAGUUAAUGUU
Molecule: messenger RNA, 2004 nt
Organism: Tripterygium wilfordii
Lineage: Eukaryota; Viridiplantae; Streptophyta; Magnoliopsida; Celastrales; Celastraceae
Product: pleiotropic drug resistance protein 3-like
Exons: 7
Coding region: 977-1660 (227 amino acids)
Cellular component (GO): membrane
Molecular function (GO): ABC-type transporter activity
Source: RefSeq, a predicted model, not a curated record